CUCUAUGGUUGGCAGUGGUAGUUCCAAUGCGCACGCAGAAACCUCACCGUCAGUCAUUUCGGCGCAGGUCUCCGCCAUCUUGUCAAAGAAUUUUGUUCAGCGUUCCGUGGGUACAUGGUGUGGGUGUACAAUAGUGGAAAAUCUUCUUUCUCCAUGUGGAAAUCCAUCUUCAUCGCUGGUCGGAAACGUGCCAUGCUUCAUCCCUCCGGUUAACCAGGAUUCGUGGGAACUGCAACAGGUGGAAAGCCUCCGACAGUUCACGUGGGGGCUCAAUGGACCGGUUCACCCCUUUCGACCGGGUUGCACGGACGUUGGGACUCUCGGAUCCGGCAUGAGACUCGCAGGUGGGUAA
Coccinella septempunctata (seven-spotted ladybird) is the source of this 352-nucleotide messenger RNA. RefSeq lists its product as uncharacterized. NCBI's taxonomy places the organism in Eukaryota, Metazoa, Arthropoda, Insecta, Coleoptera, Coccinellidae. The coding region runs from base 5 to 352 and encodes 115 amino acids. The record is from RefSeq and is a predicted model, not a curated record. The transcript has 2 exons.